Soboliphyme baturini is the source of this 1179-nucleotide messenger RNA. NCBI's taxonomy places the organism in Eukaryota, Metazoa, Nematoda, Enoplea, Dioctophymatida, Soboliphymatidae. The record is from the annotation of a GenBank genome assembly.
GAUAUAUUCAAAGCAGUGAUGAAACUACGUUCGUCGCGGAAUGACCUUUACAUUCAUCCGUUCGUUGGCGAUGUCAGUCAAAGUUGCACAUGGCUAGAAUCAACGGAAGUGACUGACGCAUUGCUAGAGCAGUACGAGAUGUGCAAGGACGUCGUUCAGAAUACCGCCGAUUCAUCAGUGAAAGCCGGUCUUUUGCCACGCCUAUGUGACUUGGUCGAUUGGAUAGUGUCAGCGAAGAUGAAGCAGAUGCGGACGGCGCCAAAACCGCGCCAUGAGACCGGCUCACUGUCACAGAGUCUGCAAGGCUUUCGGCUGCUGUGCCAUGAGCUCAUUUUUUCCCUGUACAAGUUGGGCGAUGCGAACGCGGCUACCACGCUGGCGACCAAAUUCUGUGAUUACGAAACGUUGAUCGACAUCUAUGAGGACAGCGAUCGACCCGACUUGUUGCAGGACUUGCAGCACCUGUUGUCGGAUCCGGCAUUUGCAGACGCUCUCUAUGGUCGUUAUGUGAAGCGCAACAAGAUCAGUCUACUACUCUCUCAAUGCGGACCGCAUUUGGAAAGGUUUGUUUCCCAAAACACACAUCUGGGCUGGUUGCUGCAUAUCAAAACCGGUGAUUUUGCUCAGGCAAGCGAAGAAUUACUGACGACCGCCCGUAAUGAAAACCAGCUUCUUAGUCGCAGGAAGCGUGCUAAGGUAGAUCCAUCAAAGCCAAUGUCGAUAAAGGAGAUCGUCGAGAUAUGCUGCCAGGACGUCAAAGUGGACGAGAAUAUUCUCUAUCGAGCAUUGUCUAUCAUUUGUGAAGACUGGCACCAUGACUUCCUUCCACAAGAGAUGGCGUUGAACUUGAAAAACCUGAUCUAUCGCGUUGCGCUGUCAAGAAUUGACUGGGACGACGUUUUCCUCUCUGAUGACCCGCUCGAUAAAUCUUCUAACUCCGUUUUCGCGCGACUGUUAGAUUUGGUCUUUGCUGAAAACAAACAUUCUCCCGCUGUUGCUGCAUUAAUACUUCCAAAUUUCCAUGUGCUCGCUGGCGCCCCUGAAUUUUCUAGUUUGGUCAGAAAUCCAAAAUUCAGUUUCGUUCUGCAAGCUUACGAAGAGCUUUGCCGGCAAAGGAUAGAGGAAGCUCAAUCAGAGAACCUCCACGAUGAUAACAAAAUGGUCAUGGAUAUCGUAUGA